GUGUUCCAGGCAAGGGUCAACGCCGUGACGAGUUUUACUUCCGGGUGAGCGCCACUAGGCGCCAUAUUGUCUUGUUCGUGAAGACGAGGAGCGAAAGAGAGGAGGUGACGGUGGAGCGGUAGCAGCGGCAGCGCCUGCGGUGGGAGGCGGGGGAGAGUUUGAAAUAUAGACUAUAUAAAGACUUAAAAGAUGUGGGAUCAAGGUGGACAACCUUGGCAGCAAUGGCCUUUGAACCAACAGCAGUGGAUGCAGUCAUUUCAGCACCAGCAAGACCCAAGCCAGAUUGACUGGGCUGCAUUAGCUCAAGCAUGGAUUGCUCAGCGAGAAGCCUCAGGGCAACAGAAUGUAGUGGAACAACAAGGAAUGAUGCCAAAUGGACAGGAUAUUUCAGGAAUAGAGUCUGGUCCAAACAACCAUAAUAAUUUUCAGGGGGAUCCCAACUUCAACAGAAUGUGGCAGCCAGAAUGGGGAAUGCCUCACCAGCCCCCUCACCCACCUCCAGAUCAACAGUGGAUGACUCCAACCCCAGGUCAAAUGGAAAUUGUUCCUCCGUCCGAAGACAGCAACAGUCAGGACAGUGGGGAAUUUGCUCCUGACAACAGGCAUAUGUUUAACCAGAACAAUCACAACUUUGGGGGACCUCCCGAUAACUUUGCAAUGGGGCCAGUGAACCAGUUUGACUAUCAGCAUGGGGCUGCUUUUGGUCCGCCUCAAGGUGGCUUUCACCCACCUUAUUGGCAGCCAGGACCACCAGGGCCACCAGGUCCACCAGCACCUUCUGCACCUCCUCAAAAUCGAAGGGAAAGACCCUCAUUCAGAGACCGACAGCGUUCACCUAUCACGAUGCCUGUGAAGCAGGAGCCUCCACAGAUUGAUGCCGUGAAGCGUAGAACUCUGCCUGCAUGGAUUCGUGAGGGCCUGGAAAAGAUGGAACGAGAAAAACAGAAAAAGUUGGAAAAGGAGAGGAUGGAGCAGCAACGUUCACAGUUGUCUAAAAAAGAAAAAAAGGAAAGUGAGGAGGCUGGAGAAGGGGAUGGCCCACGGUUACCUCAGAAAAGUAAAUUUGACAGUGAUGAGGAAGAUGAAGAUGCUGAAAACACAGAAGCUGUAAGUGUUGGGAAAACCAGUAGGAGUCCAUCCCCAGCUCCUCAAGAGGAGCAAAGCGAACCAGAAAUGACAGAAGAGGAAAAAGAAUAUCAAAUGAUGAUGCUGACGAAAAUGCUGCUGACAGAAAUCCUACUAGAUGUCACAAAUGAAGAAAUUUAUUAUGUGGCCAAAGAUGUUCACCGUAAAGCAACUAAAGCUCCUGCAAAACAGCUGGCACAGUCCAGUGCACUGGCUUCCCUCACUGGACUCGGUGGACUGGGUGGUUAUGGAUCAGGAGACAGUGAAGAUGAGAGGAGUGACAGAGGCUCUGAAUCAUCUGAUACUGAUGAUGAGGAAUUACGACACAGAAUCAGGCAAAAACAGGAAGCAUUUUGGAGAAAAGAGAGAGAACAGCAACUACUACUAGAAAAACAGCUAGAAGAAGAAAAGUUACAAAGUGAAAAAGUUUCAAAAGAGAUGAAUGAAUUUAUCAACAAAGAGCAAAAUAGUAACUCAGCAUCGCAGGAGGCAAAAGAAAUUGAUGCAGAUAUGGUUCAUGAAAAGAAAAGAUCUCCAAAUGCAAUUGCUCCUGAUACAGAGCUUAAAAAAGAGGGUAAAGAGAGGACAGGAAGGUGUGGGUCAGGAAGCUCUAGCAGUGGUAGCAGUAGCAGCAAUAGCAGAAGCAGUAGCAGCAGCAGCACUGUAUCUAGUUCAUCCUAUAGCACUAGCUCAGGUAGUAGUCGCAGCUCUUCACGUUCUUCCUCUCCUAAAAGGAAGAAGAGGCACAGUCGCAGUAGGACACCUUCACAUAAAGUUAGGCGCAGCAGAAGCAGGAGUUACACCCACAGAAACAGGAGAGAGAGAAGUAGGAGCAGGGAGAAAAUAAGGGAAAGGACAAGAUCUAGUAGAAAUCACAGUGCUGAAAGAGGGGAGAGAAGAAGAAAUCGAAGUCCUUCCAGAGAGAGAAGCUGGGAUAGACGUAGUAGCCGUUCCAGAGAUAGGCGAGCUAACCGUGCAAGCCGCAGCAGAAGCAGGGAUAGGCGUAAAGCUGAAGACCAGCGUAGAAGCCCUCCUGGAAAUAGACACAAACAUAAAAGUGAGGGUAAAGACCAAGAAAGGAAAAAGGAGCAGGGUGGAGCUGUAGACAAGGACAGAAAAAAGAACAGAGAAAGGGAGAAAGAUCAGGAAAAAAGGAAAGACAGGUCCAAAAAGGAGGAGAAAGAAAGUAAGGCUGGCAGUCAUGACGACAGUAGAUUAAAGAGAAAAAGGGACAGCGAAAGAACUUUCACUCGCGGUGAGUCCAUAUGUGUGAAAAUAAUAAGACAGGAUUCCAGGCAAGAAUGCAAAAGAAUUACUACCAAAGAUAGCAAAAAACGGUCAGGCUCCGAAUCUAGUGCAAGGAGUAGUUCUGAAUCGCCAGGAAGCAGCAAAGAAAAGAAGGCUAAGAAAUCGAAGCAUAUUCGGUCAUGCUCCAUGGAGAAAUCUCAAAGGUCUGGUAAGAAGGCAAGCCGCAAACACAAGUCUAAGUCACGAUCAAGAUCAACGACUCCUCUUCGUCGUAAACGCUGAGGAAUUUAUGGCACCAGUGCUAUGAUGUUUAAAAAUUCCAUGAGUUAUAAAGGCUUGUCUCAUUAUAGAGGCACAUUGUGGCUAUGUAGGUGAAACCAGAAUCCUUUUUUUAUCUGUAAAUAGGUGUAUUUUUUCCAAAUGCUGCUCAGAAUUAAAUACCUAAUAGGAUUUCUUUGCAUUACCUUUUUUUUUUUCCUCCCCAAGAACGGUAGUGCUUAUUAAGAAUAUAAACCAGGCCAUUCUCUUUCAGCUGUAAUGUUCUUAAAAUUACUAUUGAAUGUACUGUGAUGUCAAUAAAGCUCUUUAGUUCA
Messenger RNA from Melopsittacus undulatus (budgerigar), 2966 nucleotides. RefSeq names its product PNN interacting serine and arginine rich protein (gene PNISR). Gene Ontology annotation, cellular component: presynaptic active zone; nuclear speck. The coding region runs from base 190 to 2655 and encodes 821 amino acids. Lineage: Eukaryota; Metazoa; Chordata; Aves; Psittaciformes; Psittaculidae. The record is from RefSeq and is a predicted model, not a curated record. Gene Ontology annotation, molecular function: RNA binding. The transcript has 12 exons.